This is a messenger RNA of Callithrix jacchus (white-tufted-ear marmoset), 5058 nucleotides long. NCBI's taxonomy places the organism in Eukaryota, Metazoa, Chordata, Mammalia, Primates, Cebidae. The record is from RefSeq and is a predicted model, not a curated record.
UUCCCUCAGUGACUGAUUAUUGCAGAGACAUCUGCUCUGGUCACUCGCUCGCACUCACAGGUGAUGUAUCAACACAGGGGACACCCCCUUUGACCGAUUCACCCCAGGUUCAGACCAAGGUUCAGUCUGGAACCCCUGCUAAGCUGCUUGGUCGCACAUUCACUUUUUUUUUUUUUUGUCUCUGCCACUCUUAAACUAUAGGGGCAGUCUUAGGCCCUACAUUCCUCCCUGUCCCUUAGCGUGCGUUCUGAAAAACCUCAAACCUCCGGCUAUCACCUGACCUAAAACCUAAGUGUAAGGCUGGUUGCCUUGCCGGGAGACCGGACACACCCACCUCUGCAUUAGGCACCUAGCUCUGCCGCAUGGCUCCCCUGGAAGGCUCUGGCACUGGAAAACCUGCCCAACAACCACUGGUGGCCCGCCCCGUCCCAAUCCUGCUCCCCUGGAGCCAAUCAGAGCACCCAGCUAUUGCUCAUUCCUCAUAGCCAUAAAAACCCCACACCCCAGGAAGUCAGCUCGACUUCUCUGGCCCCUUUCCCUGGACCAGAGAACCUCGCCCAGGAGCUGAAUAAAUUGGCAUUUAAUUUUCUUAUACUGGCCUCCGUUUCCUCAUUUUAUACUAGGCAGUAACUCUUACAAGUAGUGCCGAAAACCUGGGAGGAGUUCAAGACCCCUCCUGGGGGAAACUGACUUCUCUACCAUAAGCCGAAACAGGGAGCCGCCACCCCUCUGAUCGUCUGCAGCCAUCACUCGUCAGCAGCUGACAUUAGAAAGAAACUUAAAAGGACUGAGGAGGGCCCCCAAACUCCCAUACGAGACCUGGUAAACAUGGCAUUUAAAGUUUUUAAUGGCCAAGAUGAAAAGGCUGAGGCCACCCACCAGGCCCAUCUACAGCAAAAGGUAAGCCUCCAAACCCAAGCUCUUGUGGCAGCCCUGAGGCCAGCAGCCCACCAGCUGCCUGGUGGAGGGGGUCCAUCAAAACCCACCAACAACUCCAGAGGCAUUCCGCCUGGGCCCUGUUUCAAGUGCAGUCAGGAGGGACACUGGGCACAUCAGUGUCCAUGUCCCCGACCACCUACCAAGCCCUGCCCGGACUGCAAGCAGAUUGGACGUUGGCACAGUGAUUGCCUGACCCCCCACACCUCUAUGUGGAGGGCAGGCCGGUCUGCAGGAAGCAAUCCCAUUGCUUGAACUUCUCAGCCGUCUGGACAACUGACUCAGCCCAGACUCGAAGGACCCCUAUCACCCUUGCCAAGCCCAGCGUAAUGCUGUAGGUAGCGGUAAGUCCAUUUCCUUCUUAGUGGACAGGGAAGCUACCUAUUCUGUAUUGCCUUCCUACUCAGGACCUAGCAUUCCUUCCCAGGUUUCAGUCAUGGGAAUUGACGGCAAGCCUUCCUGUCCUAAUCCAACCCAUCCUUUAGCCUGUGUCCUUGAGGGAUACGCCUUUUCCCACUUUUUUAAUCAUACCCUCGCACCCAGUCCCCCUUUUAGGACAAGACAUUCUCCAGACUGUGGGGGCCACUCUCCAACUCACUGGCCCUCCCACACUCAAGCCCACCAUCUGCCCACCUCCUACUGCCACUCCUGACACCACAUUGUGCCCUAAUUCCUCACCUCAACCCCCUAUUCCUCCUGACGUAGUUAAUCCCCUGGUACGGGAUACCUCCAAGAUUGAAGAUCCUUCAAUCAGCCUUCACCCCACUUCCCCACUCAACCCAGCUACCUUGCUUCCACUUCCAUCCAUCCCUUCCCCCUUCCGCACCCCACUCCUGCCCUGAACUAAUGGAUGCACUUGCCAAACCUUGAGAGAGCCUAUCCAACCUUCCCCUGCCUAACCCAGACCUUACUUUCUAUGUGGAUGGAAGUUCAGUAAUAACAGCCGGUGGAGGCAAAAGGCAGCCUAUGCAGUAGUCACAGAUUCAGCCACCCUCAAGGCACAUCACCUCCCUGACGGAACCACAUCACAAAAGGCGGAGCUCAUUGCCCUAACCUGAGCUCUCGCACUAGCACAGGGAAAGCAAGCAAAUAUCUAUACUGACUCAAAAUAUGCUUUUCUUAUUACCCAUUGCCACUCUGCCCUCUGGAGAGAGCGAGGAUUCCUUACCACAAAGGGGUCCCCCAUAAUCAAUGCUACACAGAUCUCUAACCUCUUACAGGCCUUAUCAUUGCCCAGGGAGGUUGCAGAUACCAGGCCCAGCAUAAUGCUGUCUCCCGGGGCAAUGCACAGGCAGAUACAGCAGCAAGAUCUUUAAUGCCAAGUUGGCCGCUACCCCUGUUCUCUUCCUUAUACUCACCAUCAGAAAAACAGGCCCUUAUACUAAAGGGGGGAACAGAAUCUAAUCAGGGCUGGAUCUUCCUAAAUAACAGAAUCGCCCUUCCCCACCCGGGAAACAGGCCCCUAAAAUUAUUGCUGAAAUCCACCAAUCCUUACGUAUAGGGCCUAAGGCAUUACACCGCUUUGUACAGCCCCUCCUUUUCUCACCAGGUCUGCAACAAACAAUUGAGCAGGUACACAAGGCAGGCGUUACUUGCUCUAAGGUCUCGCCUCAGGAAAGCUUAAGGCCACAGUUUCCUACUCACCAAAUGUGGGGCAACCUACCGGCCUGACUGGCAAAUUGACUUCACUCAUAUGCCCACUCACAAAAAGCUCGGCUACCUCCUAACUUUUGUAGAUACUUUUUCAGGUUGGAUUGAAGCCUGCCCCACCUCCCGGGAGACAGCAGACCCGGUGGCCUCCCUCCUUAUUCAAAUCAUCCCUCACUUUGACCUACCUGCCACCAUCCAGUCGGACAAUGGUCCAGCAUUUACAGCCCAAGUAGUCCAGCUAGUCGCCAAGUUCCUCAACACCUCCCAGAAACUGCACAUCCCUUACCAUCCGCAGUCGUCGGGUAAAGUUGAACAGGCCCACGGCAUCCUCAAAGACCAUUUGGCCAAACUUGCUAUUGAGGGAACACGCUGUCGCACUCUCCCUGUCAUUCUGGGACCAGAGGACCCCCACCCGGCAGCAUCUCUCCAGCCAGGUGACAGCAUUCGCCUCCCGAGAGCUCAAACCAGGAUCCUUGCAACCCAGGAAUCCUGGACUGAGGGCCCCACCCCCAGGACCCAUGAUCUUGUACAGGUAAACUGCCAAACAGGUGGCUGUCAGUCUACUGUCUCCAUCCUCAUCCCACACGGUAAAAGCGCUGAACUCGGUCGCAAUCAUGGGUUUCACUUUCAGCAUGGGCUGUGUUUUCUAUAUGACCAAACCAAGGACGACUGUCAUUGGUGGAACACCACCUAUGGGGGGUGCCCACACAGCUCUUGUGUCGUUCACAAGCCACGGCCUCCAAGCCGUCCCAACCACAUGCUCUCGCUUCAGCAGUGGUUCGUUAGCCCUCAACAUCCGUGACCCCUGGCACAGCCAUUGGGAUGCAGGAGUGUCCAGUAAAGUCAACGAAGAUUAUACCUGGAGCCACCCUGAGGGAACAUGGCUAAUAUUCCAGUCCUAUACCCGCAUCGUCCCUGAAACAAUAGAACAGCUCAGAUCUGUAAGCCAUACAAUCCUGCAAAAUGAAGCCAUCCUAACCAACCAAUUCAAACCCUCAGCUAACACCUCUCAGUCUUUCUCUUGGUUGACUCUAGUACAGCAGGGAGCCAACAUGUUAAAUUUAACUAAAGCCAUGAAUAUCACCAACUGCUUUUUAUGAGCCUCUCAGCAACCGCCCCCCGCCCUUUGCUGCAGUUUCCCUCAGGUCCGGGUUCAAUCUGUCACAAUCACCUACAGGACCCGGCACCAUCUUAACGGAUAUCCCCUUGUUCCAAGUACACCCUUAAAAUUUCUCUCUGCUAUGAGACAACCAGCAGCUCCAGUCCCAGCUGUAACACCACAGUAAAGGUAAAAUCCUCCCUCUACGCACCACCAGGAGGAUAUUUCUGGUGAAAUGGAACCUUAACUAAAGUUAUUAAUGCCUCCUUCCCUUUCCCUUGUGUGCCUGUCACCUUGUCCCACAGUUAGAGGUAUACAGACAGGCCGAACUUCUAUUACUCCUUCCACCCUCCCCUAAUCCCGAGACAGACGAGCAGUCUUCCUCCCAAUGGUCAUUACUCUCUCUCUAGCAUCGUCUCUGGUGGUGGCCAGGCUGGGUAGUGGCGCCCUGGGCUACAGUGUCACCUCAGCCACUCAACUAGAGAACAAGCUUCGCGUGGCUAUCGAAAUGUCAGCCCCCUCCCUGGCCUCCCUCCAGCGACAAAUCAUGUCACUGGCCCAGGUAACUCUCCAGAACCGACAGGCCCUUGACCUGCUGACAGCAGAAAAGGGAGGUACCUGUCUGUUUCUUCAGGAGCAGCGCUGCUAUUACAUCAAUGAAACAGGCCUCGUAGAAGAAAAUGUCAACACUCUUAUCACCUCCGAGAAGACCUCUACAAGAAGCAGAAUGUAUCAGUCUCACCUCUUAACUGGUGGCAAUCCCCCAUGCUAACCUGGCUAACCCCUAUUAUCACCCCCAUCAUUAUAGUUUGUCUUCUGUUAAUGCUAGUCCUCUUUUUCCUCAGUUUUUAAUAGGCCUGCAUGAGAGAAAUUUCCACGGUGGCCAUAAACCAGAUGCUACCUCACCCCUAUGUCCGACUCCCAACCAAGGCACCAGCCAAUUGACCCUUCUCCCACACUCUGCCCCUAUUCAGCAGGAAGUAGCCAGAAAGAAGCGGUGUCCUAUGUCAUCAAAAGGGUCGGAAUGUAAGGCUGGUUGCCUCUCUAGGAGGCCAGACACACCCACCUCUGCACUCAGCACCUGACUGCACCCGGCACCAGGCUCUGCUGCAUGGCUCCCCUGUAAGGUUCCAGCUGAUGCAACCCUGGCUGGCUCUUGCACCGGAAAAACCCGCCCAAUAACCCACCAACCAAUGAGGGCCCGCCUCGUCCCAAUCCUGCUUCCCUGGAGCCAAUCAGAGCACCCAGCUGUUGCUCAUUCCCCAUAGCCAUAAAAACCCCACACCCCAGGAAGUCAGCGCGACUUCUCUGGCCCCCUUUUCCCAGACCAGAGAACCUCGCCCAGGAGCUGAAUAAAUUGGCAUUUAAUUUUC